This is a messenger RNA of Cryptomeria japonica (Japanese cedar), 1203 nucleotides long. Its product is annotated as OVARIAN TUMOR DOMAIN-containing deubiquitinating enzyme 3. Lineage: Eukaryota; Viridiplantae; Streptophyta; Pinopsida; Cupressales; Cupressaceae. Gene Ontology annotation, biological process: protein deubiquitination; endoplasmic reticulum unfolded protein response. Gene Ontology annotation, cellular component: nucleus; cytosol. The coding region runs from base 81 to 968 and encodes 295 amino acids. The transcript is spliced from 8 exons. The record is from RefSeq and is a predicted model, not a curated record. Gene Ontology annotation, molecular function: cysteine-type deubiquitinase activity.
UUGAAACAAAAGGUAUCAACAACCCUGACUGUUGGUACCCGCUCAGAAGGUUGAAGUGCAUUCUAGAGCGCUUGGAAUGUAUGUCCUCCGUUCUCUGCAAAAGAACUGCAAGGAAAUUUGAGUCUCGUAAGGCAAUUUUGUUUACUUCUAGCCCACAUUAUCCAUUUCUCAAGACGCUAAAAAUUGAAUUGUCACAAUAUACAACCACUAAUUAUAACUGGAGAAGCGGGGAUUUCAGCGCGGCUAUGGGGAAGCAGCAUAAGUCAUUAACAGAUUUUGGAGCAGAGAGUUUGGUAGAACAAGUCAAAAAUGGCAGUGCGUUAUUUGAGAUUGUGUCUGCCAAUUCCUUCUCUAAUCAACUUCCUCCUGCAUUUUCGCCGUUCGCUUGCAUUUCAUCUGGUCCAAAUGCACAUUUACGAGACUCUCUCUUCUUUGCUCGAGUUGAGUUGCCAAGACGAGGAACACCUCCAGCAAUGAAGAAAAUUGAACAUUAUACUGUACAAAAAGUUCGUGGAGAUGGUCGUUGUAUGUUCCGAAGCUUGGUAAAGGGGAUGGCUGCAAACAAGGGGAAUUCUUUAAGCCCAAGAGAAGAAGUGGAGGAUGCAGAUGAAUUGCGAAUGGCUGUAAAGGAUGCCCUAUGUCGAAGUGAUAAAGAGCGACGUGCAUAUGAAGAAGCACUUAUUGCAAUAACAGUUGAAGAAUCUUUGAAUCGAUAUUGUCAGAGAAUUCAGCAUCCAAACUUUUGGGGAGGUGAAUCUGAAUUACUGGUUCUGUCAAAGAUGUGUUCCCAGCCAAUCAUUGUGUACAUACCAGAGUUUGAGGCAAAACAAAGAGGAAUGUGGGGUACAGGCUUUAUUCCAAUUGCUGAAUAUGGCACAGAGUUCAUGAAGCCAUCCAAAGAAAGAAAAGCUCGCAAACCUGUGAGAAUUUUGUAUAGUGGAAGCAAUCACUAUGAUCUACUUAUUUGACUAUGCUACCUUCAGCUCUAUCUUGUCAUUGACCUCAAAUAACAGAACAGAAGCUCUUUCUCUUGGGGUUGAACACAUUAUUCCUGAUUUGAGAUGUCUUGUAAUUCUCCUUAUUUGAAAGAAAAAAGCUAUAUUUUUCCAAUCUAGUUUGAUCUUGUGGGUUAAUUCUGAUGAGAUCUGGUGAGAAUAGAACACAUUUGUUAUAUGUUAUAAAGCAUAAGCAUAGUGAAAAAUC